Molecule: messenger RNA, 1917 nt
Organism: Penicillium cataractarum
Lineage: Eukaryota; Fungi; Ascomycota; Eurotiomycetes; Eurotiales; Aspergillaceae
Exons: 6
Coding region: 1-1917 (638 amino acids)
Biological process (GO): regulation of DNA-templated transcription; DNA-templated transcription
Molecular function (GO): DNA-binding transcription factor activity, RNA polymerase II-specific; zinc ion binding; DNA binding
Source: RefSeq, a predicted model, not a curated record
AUGUCUAAUUCUCCUUCGCGAACAAAGAGCCCGCUGAUCAGGCGAAGCCGCCUUGCGGUGGCGUGCAAUCCCUGUCGAGAAGCGAAAGUCCGAUGCGAUGUCUCGCAUAAUGCGUGUCGUCGGUGCCAGGAAAGGGGGUACGAUUGCGUGGCAACUGAUCCGAAAACCGGGGAGAUGAUCCCCAGGCGUUUGGCCAAGACUACUUUGAGCAAGCGAGCUAAGAAGAAGGCUUCGUCUGGUACGGAGACUUCUGGGAAACCAGGGGUCCCAAACAGAAUUUCAAGAUCUAACAGCGUAUCCGGGAACAUACCUACCAUACCCUUGGACGACGAGCACCAGUCGGUGUCUAGUACAUGCUCACCAUACGCCCAGACCGCAGACGGAGGGCCUAGUACCCACGCUUCUACUCACCCGGAAGAUUGCUGGCCUUCAACUGUGCUAAGCACAGAAGAAGCAGCACCGCCGCUAUCCGAAGAUCUAGCCCUGGAAGUAGGGGCAGUUCAAAAUAACGAUGGUGAAAACCGCCUUGCCGUUCUGGGCUCGACAAAUAUGCAAAUUCUCGCUGCCGGGUGGAUCGAUCGUUACUUCGCGUAUCUUGGACAGCCUUUCCGGGUAUCGGGUUGCUUCAAGUAUGGCAUGCGACAUGCAGUCGAGGGUGGGAAACCUCGAGAUAUCAACCCGGCCCCGGUAGUGUCUCAGCAUAUGCAUGACGCUUAUCUGGAUGCGUACAACCAGGCUAUAUACCCUCUCUUCCCGGUUUUUGAUACGACCAGUUUACCUUUGUCCUCGCAAUCCCUAGUUUCUGGGGAAGAUGACCUCUGCUUACGAGCAGUAUUGUUGGCUGUGUAUAGCUUGGGAGCUGACUCAAUUGCAAAGGGUGUGACCCCAGAAGGAACAGCCUUUCUCUACGAGGCAUACUCCCUAGUUGUGGAGCUGAUGAAUAAUCCCUAUCUUACCUCGAUUCAGGCAUUGGUCCUUAUUUCGCUUGCGUUUAGGAGCCGUGCAAAGGAUGGUCAAGCUGCUUUGACAAUAUCCUUGGCCAUAAAAAUGGCCCUCUGCCUCGGAUUUCACCGGCAUAUUCAGACUUCUGUCCCCGAAAGCGAUAAACAGGCGCAUGAUCGGGACAGUCGAUUUCCCAUAAGCUCAAGACUUCUACACGAAACGCUUGAAGCCGAUGACGCAUUGAAAGCCUGGUAUCACAACUUGCCACUAGAAAUCAAAUCGGGGGUGACCCCUUCCUCCACCGUAGAAGCCCCCUUCUACGCGUUUCUAAUACUCUAUUACUACCAGUGCCUGAUUCUUGUACACCGCACAGCUCUGACGACUCGAGAAGAAAGCUACCGGGUAGAGGUAGCGCAGCGAUAUCAAAUUGGCUCUCGACAAUACAAGCAGUUGCUCUCAAGCCAGUCAUGCUGUUACAAUUCUGCACUUGAGAUGAUCAAGAUUUUCCAUACCCAUGAGGAGUAUGGGAUUUCUCACAGGUUAAUCCCUAUCUCUCAUAUAUCCUACGCAGCUGUCGUGCUUUCGGUAUGGAUUUUAAGACAUCCUUUCUCAAGCUUCCAUGCGGUCAACAUUGCCAACUUGGAUGUCGCAUGCAAGUGUGCUCAAAGGCUUUACCAGAGGGCAGGUCAAGAUGUUCAAUUUACAAACGGAUGGUCGGACUGGUAUAAUGCAAUUCAGGGCCAUUUGAAUUAUCAGAUUUCGGCCCAACCGCAGGCGACGGCGACAUUAGACCCGUUAAACCGUACACAAUCGACUACUUUUGAGAACCCGCUUCCGCUCACGUUGCACCCAGAUGAGCGUGUCGAUACAUUAGGCACUCCUGCUUUGAAUCCGGCGGAUCUAGACAUCUGGGACUGGAGUACAUUCCUCGAAUUUCCAGUGGGAUUAGAUAUGGAUUUGAAUAAUCACCUGUAG